GCUGCGCAGCUGCAAGAGAUAAACCAGAUACUGUGGCAAGCGGAAGUUGACAUUGAAAACAUCGAAGAUAUGUUGAUUCGGCUGCAGCAGCCGAACGCCUUCGGGUCUGUUGCCGUCUCUGACGCUCUCGCUAACCUCAACCAACUCCUCCACGGCCAAGUCCGCUCCUGGGGAGACCAACUGGCUUCUCUGCUUGAAGGCGUCCUCAGCAGCGGCCCCACCUCCCAAAUGAACAGAGCAGCCUCUGUCUCCUCCGACUGCAGCCUCGACACAGAUUUCCCCUGA
Messenger RNA from Eimeria acervulina, 285 nucleotides. RefSeq lists its product as hypothetical. The record is from RefSeq and is a predicted model, not a curated record. The annotation marks the transcript as partial. The transcript is spliced from 2 exons. NCBI's taxonomy places the organism in Eukaryota, Apicomplexa, Conoidasida, Eucoccidiorida, Eimeriidae.